GCCCGCCCCCAGUGACGUACCGCCCUUGUUGUGGUGACGUCAGGAGGCUGAUCUUCCGCUGCGGACGCGGGAGGGAGAAGCUCGUUCAGGACCGAAAAUAAACCGAAAAAACCGACAAAUAAUCACCCGAUCUAGUCUGAGGCCAUUCCACAGCUGGGAAUCAUGGGUAGAAUUUUCCUCGACCAUAUUGGAGGCACCCGACUGUUCUCCUGUGCAAACUGUGACACCAUCCUGACAAACCGCUCAGAAUUAAUCUCCACACGCUUCACAGGGGCUACAGGAAGAGCCUUCCUCUUUAACAAGGUGGUGAACCUCCAAUACAGUGAAGUACAGGAUCGAGUGAUGCUAACCGGGCGACACAUGGUAAGAGACGUGAGCUGCAAGAAUUGCAACAGUAAGCUGGGCUGGAUCUACGAGUUUGCAACUGAAGACAGUCAGCGGUACAAAGAGGGGCGAGUGAUUCUGGAGCGAGCUUUGGUGCGUGAGAGUGAGGGCUUUGAAGAACAUGUUCCCUCUGACACCUCCUGAGGAAUAACUUCGACAUUGAUACUUUCUGUUCUGUUUCUGAAAGAAAAGAAUACUUUUUAUUUUAAAAGGAAGUAAUUUCUCUCUCUCUCUCAUCUCUCGUGUACAGUGUCACUUUAGCUUUGAGUCAGGCGUUGUGUUGUAAAUCGAGAGACGGAAAAUAUCUCUAUUUCCAGACAGUGCUUUUAACUCCCGGUAUGUAGUUUCCUGUAGUGGAAAGCUGUUCUGCGAUGCUUAGCUUUUAUUUACUUGUUUUUUUUUUAAGUAUUUUUCCUUGCUCUUUGUUUAUGCAGAGGGUCAGCUUGCCUCUGGCUGUAAGUCUUGCUGUUUGUAACUCAAAGGGAAUGGUUUAGCAGCAAAGAUUCAGGAAGUAGUGAGCUCACACUGCACUGAGAUUGUGCUGCUGCUGGGCUCUGCCAGUUUCUCCUCAGAUUGGAGGUUUUUCCUUGGAAUCCACUGUUUCUCCCAGCCCCAAUCCAGAUUGUGCUAGUGCCCGCAUCAAGAUCCCACUGGGCUUCCCUGAGCCCACCCUGGCAUCUGGAUCCCACUGGGUCACUCCCUCAUUCGGAUCCCGCUGGGUCACUCUCUCAUCCGGAUCCCGCUGAUCUCGCCCCCACCCCCCUCACACCAUCCGGAUCCUGCUGAUCUCCCCCCCCCACACCAUCUGGAUCCCGCUGGUCUUCAUCCCCGUCUAGAUCCCGCUGGGUCAUCCCCCAUCCAGAUACCACUGAGUCACUUCCCUCACCUGGAUCCUGCUGGGCCAUCCAUCUAGAUCCUUCUGGAUCACACCCUUAUCUGGAUUCCAUUGGACCUUGCACCUCCAUCUGGAUAACAACUGGGUCAAAACCCACAAAUAGAUCCUGAUGAUCACACCCCAGCCAGAACCCACUGGGUCACACACAACAUCUGGAUCCUGCUAGUGUCCCAUCAUUCCCCUCCACCCUCACCACCCAUUCUGAUCUUGCUAGAUCACACACCCCUCAUCUAGGACCUCGCGUGUCUCAUCCCUGAUCAGGAAUUCGCGCGUCUCACCCCAAUAACUGGAUCCCGCUGGGUCACGCCCAUCCAGAUCCCACCUGUAACCCUCCAUCCAGAUCCCCCGGGUGUCCACAUCCCGAUCUGGACCCUGUCCCUGUCACCUCCCACCCCCCACCCCCCCCCCCCCCCCCCCCCCCCCCCCCAAUCCCAUCAUAUUUACUGCCUGCCCCCCUCUUGACCCCACAUCGUGCUCCAAGUUAUGGAGCAUGCAUAGUGCCCAGUGCCUGCUGACGUGAAGGGGAUAAAGGGGGUGAGGGCUGAAUAUUUCCCCUUGGGAGCUGCCUUGAUGUGUGUAACUUAUAAAUAAUUUAAUAAAAGGAAAAUUAUAGUCCCUC
Messenger RNA from Rhincodon typus (whale shark), 1898 nucleotides. RefSeq names its product yippee-like 5 (gene ypel5). Bases 163 to 528 code for a protein of 121 amino acids. The transcript has 3 exons. The record is from RefSeq and is a predicted model, not a curated record. NCBI's taxonomy places the organism in Eukaryota, Metazoa, Chordata, Chondrichthyes, Orectolobiformes, Rhincodontidae.